UUUGUACCACAGACAGAUAGGGAGAGGGAGAGAAAGCAGAGUGGCAGGGGAGAGACCGAGCCGAAGUGAGUGAGAGAAGAGCAGAAAGUUUGUGUACAAAGACUCCCCCCACUUCUAGUAAUGUUUCACCUGAUAGCUGCGGUGAUAAAGGGCUGAGGGAGCUGCUUACUUUUGGACUUAAAGGGCUGAGAGUUACAGGAAAGUUAGCAGUGGUUCUGCUUCAGUUUUAGAACUGCAAGCAGUUGGCAGCACAGCUGUCUCUCUCUCGCUCUCUCUUUAACGGACUGAAAAGGGCUACUAGUUAAAGGGGAAAAAACAGUUUGACUGACUUUCUGGGGAAAAAAAUAAAAGCAGUUCAGGGUGGAAGGACUUUCACGCUGGCGUUUUGAGUUUCUUUUUUUUUAACCCUUGCUUUGUUGUAUUGAGACAAUUUUCUGAGAGGAGACAGGGGCUCAGUGGGUUUUUAAGAAGCACUUUGUAUUUUAUUUUAUUAAUGAGGAUACAGGGCAUGACCAGGGAACUCAAGGGAAGCUUCUGAAGAGCAGCAGCAGGGAAGAGAUGGGUCUGUUGAGCGUGGACCUGUUGAUCACGCUGCAGAUCCUGCCGGUUUUCUUCUCCAAUUGCCUCUUCCUUGCACUCUAUGACUCGGUGGUCCUCUUGAAGCACAUGGUGCUUCUCCUGAGUCGCUCCAAAUCGGCACGUGGCGAGUGGCGAAGGAUGCUGACAUCGGAGGGGCUGCGCUGUGUCUGGAAUAGCUUCCUCCUGGAUGCCUACAAACAGGUGAAAUUGGGCGGAGAAGCCCCCAACUCCAAUGUGAUUCAUAUUGCUAAUGACACUGAAGAGAGCAGCACCAGAUGGAAGAGCUCCAGUGGAAUGUAUGGAACCAAGUGUCACCUUCUAGACUUUGCCACUUCAGAGCGUCCGUUGGUGGUCAACUUUGGCUCAGCCACCUGACCCCCCUUCACAAACCAGCUGUCAGCCUUCGGCAAGCUGGUGGAAGAGUUCUCCAGUGUGGCUGACUUCUUGUUAGUCUACAUUGAUGAGGCUCACCCAUCAGAUGGCUGGGCUGCUCCUGGUGUCUCAUCCUCCUUCGAUGUAAAGAAACACAGGAACCAAGAAGACAGAUGUGCAGCUGCUCACCAGCUCCUGAAACGUUUCUCUUUGCCACCUCAAUGCCAGAUUGUGGCAGACUGCAUGGACAAUAAUGCCAAUGUGGCCUACGGGGUCUCCUUUGAGCGUGUGUGCAUAGUACAAAGACAAAAAAUUGCCUACCUGGGGGGCAAGGGCCCUUUUUUCUACAAUCUCCAAGAAGUCCGACUUUGGUUGGAGCAGAACUUUAGGAAGAGAUGAACUUCAGACUUACCAGAAGAAACUAGGUUGAUAAUACUGCCCCUCUAGAGUGAUGCAGAAGGGAAAGAAAC
Euleptes europaea (tarantolino) is the source of this 1421-nucleotide messenger RNA. It is a transcript of the gene DIO2, whose product is annotated as iodothyronine deiodinase 2. Gene Ontology annotation, molecular function: thyroxine 5'-deiodinase activity. NCBI's taxonomy places the organism in Eukaryota, Metazoa, Chordata, Lepidosauria, Squamata, Sphaerodactylidae. The transcript has 2 exons. The record is from RefSeq and is a predicted model, not a curated record.